Messenger RNA from Chilo suppressalis (striped riceborer), 6161 nucleotides. Lineage: Eukaryota; Metazoa; Arthropoda; Insecta; Lepidoptera; Crambidae. The record is from the annotation of a GenBank genome assembly.
CAGUACACUGGUGCUACUAUGGGCGGCGGUUGCGGGGCGACCGGUACGCGAGUGCCCACAGCGGCAUCGCCGGCUAACACCGCGAGCUCCUCUUCCUCGAACACGGGCUCCGCCGGGGGCACCCGCUCCACUAGUCUGAGCACCGCGCCGCCACCACCGGCGUCGUCAGCGUCCACCACCGGCGCUGUCGGGGAGCAACUCAGCCGCACCAACCUCUACAUUCGAGGCCUUAACCAAAACACCACUGAUAAGGACCUCGUCCAAAUGUGCCAGAUGUAUGGCAACAUUAUUUCAACAAAAGCAAUAUUGGAUAAAAAUACGAAUAAAUGUAAAGGUUACGGUUUUGUAGAUUUUGAGACGAUCGCGUCAGCGGAGGCUGCUGUUAAAGGAUUACAAGCCAAAGGUGUUCAGGCCCAGAUGGCUAAAGUGGGUAUCUGGUUCCUGCGUAGACUGAACCGUCAACAAGAGCAGGAUCCGACCAACCUGUAUAUGGCAAACCUGCCACCGCACUUCAAGGAGAACGAUGUGGACCAACUGUUGGCCAAAUUCGGCCAAGUGGUUUCUACGAGGAUCCUCCGCGACACCCAUGGACAUAGCAAGGGUGUUGGUUUUGCGCGGAUGGAAUCGAGAGAGAAGUGCGAGCAAAUUAUUCAGAUGUUUAACGGGAACCCCAUUCCCGGUGCCAAGGAGCCUCUUUUAGUGAAAUUCGCUGAUGGCGGCAACAAGAAGAAAGCUCUGUAUAACAAGCAAAACGACAACAACGGCAGAGCGUGGAGGGAUAAUACCGAGUCAAUCACGCAGGCAAUGAGCGUGAGCGGCGUGUACGCCAGCGGCGUUGGCGGUGCCGCGGGCGGCGCGGACUGCGCGGGCGUGUACCGCGGCGGUGCGGGCGUAUACGGUGUGGCGGCCUUCCACCACCACCCGCUACAGCACCACCACCACCACGCGGCGCACCCGGCCGCCUGGCUGCCCGCGUACGCUGCGCUCAUACCGCCCGCGCACCCUGCGCACGCCGCCCAUCCGGCGCACACCGCGCACCCUGCGCACAUACCCAUCGACUCGGUUCCUAGCCAAUACGUAAACUGGGACAGCAUAAGGCCGGAUAGCGAAUUAUACUACUUCACAUCGCACCCGUACCAGUACUUCACGGGCCCGACCCCGCCGAUCAUCCAGAUGCCCAUGGAGAGCGAGCACGCGUCCACCGCCGCGUCGCCCGACGAGGCCUACCAAACGUAUCCGCCUCCCAAGUAGACCAUAAGCCACGUCGUUAGUUAUGCUGAAACGAGCCAAAAAUCAAAGCAACUGUGACUUUUUACAAUGUUAAUUUGUUUUAGUUUUAAUUUGCGACCGUUACACAGACUUCAUCGAAAGCUACCGUACUUAGUCAAGCCUAUCUACUUUGUAUACGCCUCACUGUUUGUUUAAGGGGACCGCCCAUCCUCUCGGCUUUAGCUGGACGUUCGUAACGCUGUUUGAUGAGGUCUUUUGACGGUUGGAGGAGAGGAUUUGAUGUAUAGAUAUAGCUGCAAUUUUAAAUGUGUUUUUACAUUAUAAUUUUAUUAUUGUUUCAUGAUUUUUUUUAAAUUUAAGAUUUUAGGCGCAGUUUUGAAAAUGUUAACAAGAUUAUUUAAGAUAGUUAGGUAUUUAUUUUAGCUUAGUAUAAUUUCAUUCUUGAAAUUUUCAAAUUUUUUUACUUGUCCCCGAGGACAAGAAACAUUUACAUAUUUUUUUUAUUCAGUGUCAUAUUUUAAAAUUAUAAGGAAACUGAAAAUUUUAAAAUCGGAUUAUGGAAAAUUAUAACAUCUAAAUAGAAUAAAAGCGUGCAAUGUUAACAUUCAGAAGUGUUUAUAAGUAUAUAUAUAUUGAAGUGGCUAUUGUUUAAUAAUUAUUUUAUAAUGAAACCGAAAAAGUUUUAUUUUUCCUGUUUAAAAUUUGUCAGGAGGUAAAGGAAAGCAAUAUCUGAAGGGGAAGGAUAGAAAUAUAAGUGGAAAAGGUCAUAUCAUGUGGAAUCAAAGUUAUAUGCUAACAAAUUUGUAAAGAGUAACGACUUAUGCGUGUAACGGUUAGAAAGGGUGGGUACACCAAAUAGCUCUUGUAUUGAUUAAUAUUAUGGCGAAGGUUUAGAAUCUUCACUAAAAUUAGGUAUUUUAAAAAUACAUUCAAAAAAAGAGAAGCUCUUAUUGUCAUGUUGUAAUUAAACAGCAAUGCAAAAAAAAUAAUCGAGUAAAAAUAACAAUAAUGUUACUCCGACUACUGGCGUUCGGGGUAGGUAUAAUAUAUUCUCUGGCCGCACUCUGUGGACGGUUGGAAGUUUAUGUUGUAUGUUUGUGAAUGUUUAACAUGUGUUUGGCAUGGUGCUUUAGACAUUUUAUUUCAAAAGUAGUACUAUACCUGUACAGUAUUAUCUAACAUAAUGCAGUCAUAUUCAUACCGGCGCAGUCUUCCAUGGAUCGCAUGCAUCUAAAUUGUCAUUAUCGGCAAUACACAUUAAUAGCGCUGCAAUCGCUCCUUGUGCCUGAACAACUCGGCCGCUUGAGUCGCUAUAUUUCUCUGAUCUAUAGAGCUUCAUACGAUACUACAAUACUUACCUUUCAUGAUCUUAAAAUCACAAUUAGUUGUAUAACGAUUUCUUGUAUAUUUUGUCGCAAUAGUGUUUAAAGUCGAAUAUUUAACUGAGACGUCGUUGCCAAACCCCAGAACAGACUGAAUUUAUGUAUACUGUAACUUCCGAAUAUUUCUCGAACCGCGAUUUGACUCAACCUGCUUCGAAUAGCGUGCGCAUGCGACCUACGCGUCUGCGUUUGUGGCACAGCAUAGUGCUGUAAUACGACAACAUUUAGCAAUAAGCAGUUGUAUGUAAAUUCUAUUUAUACAUUUUACGACUCUAUACAAAUUUUUGUACAUUAAAAACUCAUGUUCGAUAACGUGAAUGUUUAAUGAAAUGAUCCUUUUUUGAGAAUCAUGUACUGAAUCAACUGUAGUUGUUAUUUUGUAGGCGGUCGGCACAUUCCACUAGAGAACUUCAAACAAAAAUUCCACGAUUGAUUUCCACAUUAUGAAAUGGAUGGAUUUGAAAUCCAAAAGUGUAACACCGUUUUGGUGUGGACGCGCACUUUUUGUACCAUCACGUAGGUUUUGGGUACACUUUAUGACUUUAUAUGAAAUUUGAUAUUUUUAUAUUGAAUAUAUAUAAAUUAUACAUGGAUAUGUAUACAUGUAUAUACAUUGUUGAUGGGUACGAGUAAAAGCCUACUAUAUCGCAACUGUUUAAUUCUAUUUUGGCACGUCAAGAGUUUCAUCAGAACCAAAGUAUACAAAUCAUUAAAGUCAAGUAAGAAGUAGGAAAAUAUAUAUACAACUCAGGGACUGAAGAUUAGUUAAAUGUUUGAUAUAAUAACUGUAUUUUAACUGACGAUUAAGCGGUAACCACUUUGUUCAAAACCUGUGAACCGACUUUAUGUAAUAAAUACAGGAACUGAGACUAGCUAACGGCAGGUUUUGAAUGAAUAAAAUAAACGUAGAUUUUGGAUCAAUAAGUAGAACUGUAUUCGUUUCCUUAUAUUAUUUUUAUUGUUAAGAAGGCUGAAGUUGUACUGUUUCGUAACUGAAAAUUACUUUUGGGCUAACAUAGAUGAUUUAGCACGUGAAAAGUCACGUUUACGUUGUGAUUACUGCGAACGACCCGUUCAGGGUAACGUAAACAGUACUUAACUGUCGACAGAGGAAUGCACGCAGCCCGUAGUAUAGUGCCUAGCUGACUGCCUGACUACGAUGAACACGCGACAAUGUUCGAUACUGAAACUCACCUCACAAAGGCUUAUCAAAAAGUGAGAUUUUUUUAUUAGUAUAAAAACGUUUCAUCGACGUACUGAACCAUAAUACUCCGUAGAUCAGUAUUAUACGCGUAUAAUGUCUGAUCAAGCCAAAUUUAUUGAACUGACUAAGAAACCGCCUUUACUUCUUGUGAAAGAGUAUAAAUAACCUUGAAGUGCAAUGUAGUACCGAGCAUCGCCUGGUACUUAGUUAAGUAAUUUGAUCGUCUAGUGUUCGACGUACACUGUGGCUUCCUGUAAAAGCAGUCUUCCGAAUAGAUAUUUCCGCUAAACUUGCAUUUAAAUUUGAUGUUAACAUAAUCGACACAAAUUAUUUAACUACGUAAAUGUAUUUAUGUUUCCCAAUUCCUCAAUGUCGUGUUAUCCGUAUAUAUAAAACCUUACUGUUUCGCCCUAGACUGUGUUAGUUCCAUUCCAAAAUGCAAUCGAUGUUCCCUGGUGUGGCGCGUACCUAAUAAAUUAUAAUGUACCGGUGUUGUGUUAAGUAACUAGUAGUGUAGCGUGGCACGGUCCUGUGUAGAGUCAGAGGCAAAUGUAUUUUAGCACCAAAUUAUUUUUCUAACGCUUUCCUUCCAUUGAAGCAAUAAAAUUAAUUUGAUGGUAGUGCCUUCAGCUUCCUUUAAAGUAAUAAACAGAUGGAUACAAUAUAGCAGUCGCAUGUGCUUUACACAAUAUUUUUACAGGUUAUAGAGAAGAACUUACCGUAUUCAUACAUGUAGUGAUAAUGUAAAAACUAUGUUUAAAAUAUUUUGUAACAACAAUAUAAUGUGGCUGUCUAAUCGUUGCAUUUUUCACACAUGACGAUUUAAAAAAAAGCGAUAUCGAGAGUAAAACUUAGAUGUUCCUAGUAAACUCACAUAACAUUCUUGACAUGUGUGAUAAUGAUACUAUGAGAUUACGAACGGGGGAUAAUGUUAUGAAUAGUGAGAACUAUAAUGACAGAAACGAGCACAAAUGAUGAUGCGUAUCGGGGAACCAGUUCUCUUAAACCAAAACUAUAUGAUUCAAAUGAAAUCAUGUCAGUAAAUAUAAAAAUUUGAAGAGUAAAUGUUUUUUAAAAUUAAGUCGUAAAUUGUAAGUGAACGCUCGACUUGUUUUGCAUCAGUGAAUAGUGAAGCUAUAGGGACGAGACGUCGAUAUGAUGGUUAGUUCUAGUUUAGGCUUAACCAUAGAUAGGUUAGAAUAGAAAAAAAAUGUUUCGACGCUAAGUUAGAUAGAAUAGAGCCCUAGAUUAAUAUAUUGAGGCGGCGGCGCGCGUGAGUGCGGGGGGCCGGCUCUAGGGUAGUUUCCUUUGUUAGUUUAUUAAAUAAUUUAAUUUGAAUGGACUGAAGUCGGGCCGCUGCGCUCACGCCACCGCCGCGUAGCAUAAGGAGGUUCUAAGAAUUAGUGACACAUUCUUGAGAUAAGUUUCAGUUGAACAAGUUUGCUUUCACCUCUUUUGUUAUGUAGUUGGUUAAGUGUAAAGAAAGAAAAACUAAUGAAAAAAAUCUGUCGGAAGUGUUGAUACGAAUGUAUUUGUCCAAUGUGUAUUAAUAUAGUGUGGUGUUCUACCCAGCAGACUAGUCUAGAUAGUAGAAUAGUUUAGAUAAAAAUUUAGUUAGGUAGUCUAGAAAUACGAAAUGCAAAAUAAAAACUUCAUAAAAUGUAAAAAAAAAUGAAAUGAAAUUGUUGGUAAGAAAGAGUAUUUUUAAGGGACAUGUUGCUUCGUUGUGUUAUGGUGUGAGGUUUGGCAUAACUAUGAUAAUAGUGUAAAAGCAUUUCUCGCAGAGAAAAGACAUAGAAGAAAGUUAUGUAUCUAUUUUGUUACAAAGUGUUUGCUAUAUUGUGCUAUGAGCAUUUUAUGUGACCCGCAUUAUUUAUAGUUAUGCUGAAUGGAAAACUAAAAUAAUAUAUGAAUAAAUCAAAAUGGUACUAAGAAGCAUGUUUUAUUAUGACAAGUCAUGUUCCUUUGCAUUGAACAUAUUUUGUAAGAGCAAAUGAUUGAAAUAAAACAAGCGAAACCAAAUCUAGUACAUUAUUUCAUUGGUAGAUGAAGCCCGAUUAAAAGAUAGCAGGUAACUUCAGUAAGCGAAUAUAAACUCUAUCGCUUUUCCGUGAACGUCUCGUCAGAUGGCGCUCCUCUAGCACAUUAUACGCAAUGCCCAUUUUAAAGCGAAAAUGCACAUAAAUGUAAACGCACACUCUUCGCCGAUUUAAGUAUUUUUUUUUCUCUAAACAAAACUAAGUGUCAAUGUGACUUACAUAUCUCUUUACCUUUCAGAACAUACCUCUAGUUAUAUAAGUUAUUUACGGAUUGUUACCAUGUAUCUUGUUUUUUGCGAGUUUCCG